Molecule: messenger RNA, 1895 nt
Organism: Megalobrama amblycephala (Wuchang bream)
Lineage: Eukaryota; Metazoa; Chordata; Actinopteri; Cypriniformes; Xenocyprididae
Gene: pgpep1
Product: pyroglutamyl-peptidase I
Exons: 5
Coding region: 412-1038 (208 amino acids)
Biological process (GO): proteolysis
Cellular component (GO): cytosol
Molecular function (GO): pyroglutamyl-peptidase activity
Source: RefSeq, a predicted model, not a curated record
AGCUCUAGAUAGAUAGAUAGAGACAUGCAUUUAAAAAUUUAGUCUCAAAAGAAUUAUAAAAAUCUGAAGUAGCAGAUCAGCAGAACAUUGGCUCUCUCAAGCCAACAUAAUUAUUAAGAUAAUAAAUAAGUGUACAACAUAGGUAUUUAUAUAAUGCUCUUCAAGUAUUUAUAUAAAGUGUUGAUAGUUUUUGGGGUUUUUUUAGUAACUGAAUAAUUCACGUGGAUAAACAGCCAGAGCGAGCGAAGAAUCCAGAGCAACAGAUGGCGCUGUUGUCCACCGGUUCCUCAAAUCUGAGUUCAGACAGAGCGAGAGGAAGAGUCAUCAUGAUGUGUGUUUAUGUCAGUGUGUGAAGAUCUCAUCUGAUGAUCUUUCUUCUGCUCUCGGUCGAAACUCGCUCGUUUGUCAGUGAUGGAGCAGAAGAAGACGGUCAUCGUGACAGGUUUCGAACCGUUUGGUGAACAUGCGGUCAAUGCCAGCUGGGUGGCAGUACAGGAGCUGGAGAAACUGGGUUUGGGUGACGAUAUAAACCUUCAUGUUGCUGAAGUUCCUGUGGAGUAUCAGGCGGUCCAGAAUCUUCUACCGUCUCUGUGGAAACAGCACCUCCCACAAUUAGUUGUCCACGUUGGAGUUUCCGGGAUGGCCACCACAGUAACACUGGAACAGUGUGGUCACAACCAGGGUUACAUGCGGCUGGACAACUGCAGGUUCUGUCCUGAGUCCCGCUGCUGUAUGGAGGGAGGGCCGGACUGCAUUCAUUCUGUCAUAGACAUGGACACGGUCUGUAAGAGAGUCAACUCCUCUGGGCUUGGGGUCUCUGUGUCUGUAUCGAAGGACGCCGGCAGGUAUCUGUGUGACUACACCUACUACACGUCGCUGUUUCUGGGCGAGGGCAGAUCUGCGUUUGUGCAUGUGCCUCCUCUGGGGAAGCCGUACAGCGCGGAGGAGCUCGCUCGUGCCCUCAGAGCCGUCGUCCUGGAGAUGCUUGAACUGAUGGAGCACAACAAGGGAAAGAAACACUGUCUGCACAACCUGUGACAACACGGGCCGAGUCUCAUACGCUCUUGUUUGGAUUCAAGAGUUCAUGCACAUGUGAAGACAUCGAUAUCUCAACUCGUGCGCUUCCUACAAGGAGCGUUCAGCUGGUUUGAGAAUCAACAUGCGUGCUAAACUCAAUGCUGUGGCUGAGCACAAAACAUUAGGAAAGCACUUUAAUGGGGUAUACUUGAAACAUGCAGAGAUAUUUGGUAUAAUGCAUAAAAUAGACGUCAUAGUAAUGUGAAAACCAAAAGAUUAAGUUGCAACACUUUACAAUAAGGUUUAAUUUGCUAACAUUAACUAACAUGAACUAAGAAUGAACAAUACUUAUGCAGCAUUUAUUAAUCUUAGUUAACUAAUACAUUUACUAAUAGAUUUUUAUCUCAAAUGUUGUAUCUGUUUACAUUAAUGCUGAAAAAAUUUAAUGCUUAUUGUUAGUUAAUGCAUUAACUAAUGUUAGCAUAGAACUUAUUGUAAAGUGUUACAGUCUGUAGUAUUAAGCGUUUAAAAACAGGGUUAUUAUAAAAAAAUAAAAAAACACAAUUCAAAAUAUUAAUAAAAAGUAUAAUAGCAUCUCAAUGAUGCUAAACUAACACUGUUUUAAACUUCAAUCUAUCAUCUGCAGCUUUCAAAUAUACCCCAAAUACAGAGAGUAUAAAUUUCACAGUUUAUAUUCUCACAGCAGGUGCCAAGGCCAGUUUAAAAUUAUGACACAAUAAAAACAAUGGUCUGCCUGCUGGACAAUGAUAUCAAGACGUGUCUGCCUGGUUGCAUCAAACCUAACUGUACGAUCCAAAUGUGUUUUUCCACCUUUUUUUGUACACAUAAAGACACCUAAACCUGAUGCCUUUUGAGUA